AUGUGUGAGCUUUUGCUGCCCAACAGGAUCCCGGGAUCAUGCAACUAUUCAAAAGAAAGUGCUCAAGACUAUUUAAAUCCGUUUAGAAGUUCAUAUAUUCCAACUGAAAGCCCUGAUUAUUCAAACAUAUCGACAGAUUCAUUUGAUAGAUAUUAUUUUUCAAAUUACAAUCCGCCUAUUGAUAACGGAAGAGAAUACUCUGAUCAAAUAUGCAACUUUUUGCAAAACAUAGAGAUUGGAAGGAAAGCCCCAAAAACUACCAUAAUUUCAAAAGAAAAUAGAGCUGCUCUAAUUGAUUGGAUGUUAUGGAUUUGCUAUGAAUUUGGCUUUGUUGAUGAAACUUUCUUCUCAGCCGUCUCAAUUAUCGAAAAAAUUCUACUGAAGAUUCAAGUUAAUAUAAACUCCUUGCAAUUUUAUGGAGCAAGCGCAGUAUGGCUUGCAUCAAAGUUACAUGAAACGCAAACACCAUCUGUUGAAGAUUUUGUUAACCUUUGUAAUUAUGAAUACACAUCUAAUCAAUUUUGUCUUUUUGAAAAAGAGCUUUUGCAAGCAUGUAACUAUGAUAUUAUUGAUCCAACUGCAGAUAAUUUUACAUCAGCAUUCCUUAGCCAAAUUCCAUCAGAUUCAAACUUCAAUGAUUGUGCAAAAAUGCUAAUACAUGCAUCUGUUUUCUCGCCAUCACAUGCUUAUAUGAAACCAUCACAUAUUGGGCUCGCAGUAUUCACAUUAGCAAAAUAUAUUACUAGAUAUCCAAUGAAUUUAAUAGUUCUUCCUCGAUCCUUACAAUAUUUUGAAGAAGAUGAACUAAAUUCAGCCACAAUUUCAUUAAUUGAAGGUUUAAAGAUUGCCAAAAAUAAUACUGAUUCAACAUUUCGAGUCAAAUUUGCCGAAUUUUUACAAUAUAAUUCUAUUGAUAUCGAUUUUCUCAAGAACAAAAUGCAAGAAUAUAUUUCAACUAAUUCAUUAUCUUCAACCCUAGAAUCGUAA
Messenger RNA from Trichomonas vaginalis G3, 987 nucleotides. Its product is annotated as cell division. Gene Ontology annotation, molecular function: cyclin-dependent protein serine/threonine kinase regulator activity. The record is from RefSeq and is a predicted model, not a curated record. Gene Ontology annotation, cellular component: cyclin-dependent protein kinase holoenzyme complex; cytoplasm; nucleus. Gene Ontology annotation, biological process: regulation of cyclin-dependent protein serine/threonine kinase activity; mitotic cell cycle phase transition. The coding region runs from base 1 to 987 and encodes 328 amino acids. Lineage: Eukaryota; Parabasalia; Trichomonadida; Trichomonadidae. The transcript has a single exon.